Messenger RNA from Podospora pseudopauciseta, 4076 nucleotides. RefSeq lists its product as uncharacterized. The transcript has 7 exons. Bases 1312 to 3450 code for a protein of 712 amino acids. The record is from RefSeq and is a predicted model, not a curated record. NCBI's taxonomy places the organism in Eukaryota, Fungi, Ascomycota, Sordariomycetes, Sordariales, Podosporaceae.
ACCAAAGCCAAACGAAACAAGUGAAGUUCGUCCAAAGCACUCCCAGCUGGCUGGGAACAAGUGGUGAUCUAGGGAAUCCAACGGCAAUCCUAUUGGCCAAGAGAGCUGCCCCUCAUCCCGAGAAGUUUGGAGCAGGGGGGGUUGCCCCCUGACUUGCUGGGCACGCGAGCCUAACGACGUUUUAAGCGCCGACUUCAUCGCCAUGCAGUUUAUCAGCAGUGAGGGGCGCCGUCGCCAUCAUCUGACUGGCCCGAGACAAAAGACGCGCAUUGGGUGUGUGCGGGAUGGGAACUUUUUUGACAUCAGUAUUGUCAGCCUUAUCCAGAAUUAUCGAGAGGGGAGAGGAUGGCCUACACCAGGCCGGUUCAAUCUCGCCUUCGCCGUGUAAUCACUCUUGGUGCGCCUCCAACAGACAGGCCAUCACCGUCAUGUGCAAAGAGCAAUUUGGGCGAGCAAUACAACAUCCAGGUCGACAGAUAGAAACCUUUGGCCGUAGGAUUCGAAUUGUUACUGUGCAGCAGGAGCCAGCACCUGCAGGUCCGUUGGUGGUUUAGUCUAUCCCCUGUUGGGCAAGAGACCCUGGCUUCCCGCAGCACGACACGCCUCUCUUGGUCUCUGCCCCAGCCAGAGUGCUGCCUUCUAACCGCACUGCACACUCUCCUCCUCUCUGCCACUGACCACUACCGGAUGUCCUUUGAAUGAACCACUGGCUGACAGCUCUACGGCUCCCCACACGGACACUUCCAAGCUAUCACCAUCCUUCCCAAGCUUGUCUAGAAGCUGCACUACCUGCUGCGUCCUGGUCGACGUGUUGGUUGUCGUGGUAUCUGGUGUGUUGUUCCCCGCAGCAAGAAGACAGCCCGCAAGCCCGCAUCGGCCUCCCCUUCGGUCCCAAUCAGGCUGAAGCCCUACGCCGGUGAUCCAUCGUGCUGCAAGGAAACACCCACGGUGGCUUGCCUUUGGUGCUCGGGACCUUGGCCACCCCCAAGCAUCCUUCUUCCUUAAGGAACGCCCUCUUCCCACCAGAGAUACCUCAGCUCAGCUCCCGGCGCAUCGUGCAAUGCUGUAUCCCGAUACCAACUUGCGCGCCUAAUUGUCGACACACAGCAUCUGCCAACAACCGCGCACAGGUUCUCCGAUAUUUUGCUUCCUAAGCGCAGUCGUGCUGUGCUGCCUACUGCUUGCCUUGCCGUCUCGGUGUUGGGGCAAACCCUUUAACCAACGACUGAUAACUGCUGGCUUGGCCGUUGACUGGGUUAGCGAGAUCUACACCUCGGCUCACUGCGGCGCAUUGGGUCGGAAGUGGCUGCAAUGGCUCUUGAAGCUCCCCUGAGGACAUCAACGGGAAGCAUCAGGUCGAUAUACCCUUCAUACGCCGAAAUGGCACUCUCCUCUGGACGAGAGUCCCCUGCGCUGACGUCCCAAUAUAUGGCCUCCUCGUCCGGCCCUGACUCCCAAGCCCUUCGUCCAAAUUCUUUUACGAGACCAAGCUCGGCGCAUCUUAUGAGCCCGAGCAGCGAUAUUGUUGGCCCUUCACCUGUGACUUCGAACGGAACCGAGACUACGGAAAUUGAGGACGAAGAGGUGGAAGAGACUGAAGAAGCGACCGGGUUUGGGCGCAAUUCGUUGUUGAUGCUGAAAACGAACAUUCCGGAUCAUGUACGAAAAUCCGGAAGUGAAGAGGUCGUCUCAGUGAUACACGCGCCCCCAAAUUUUCAAGACUGGAAGUCCGGUGACACUACCUCGAGAUCAAGUGUUUCGAACUCUGUGAGCGGUGCGAGUAUAGCCAGUAGCGGUGCCAGUCCGCCGCCUAGCGAACCGUCAACUGUAGUAACAAGGCAUUCGCUGAACCAGUCGCCCCCUAUGGUUAACACCAGAGUACGACCCGUGUCAUUCAAUCUUGAUGCUCCGACACCUCAGGCCCAGAAAUUGGAAGAUGUCUACGCCAAUGAAUCUACAAAAACACGAUCCAGCACUGCUAGCAGCCUUGAAUUGAUACCCGAAAUCAUUGAGAAUGACGGGGACGAGGAGUUUGAAGACGCGGACGAAUUCGCCAAUCCCACACGAGGCCAAGAUACCGAAGUGAAAGCACUUAAAGCGGCCCUUGAAGAGUGCUGGACAUUAUGCAAUACUCUCGCCAACCUCAGUUCGAUUCACCGAAAGCAAGUCUUCCACAGCUCUGGCACUCCUGAUGCCCACGAAAGGGCAUGGAAAUGCUGCUGGAAGCUCUGCAAACGAUUAUAUCACAGCCGAGACGACGUCUCAGAGUCAUUUGGAGUGCGGACCAAUCUCGAUCUAUGUCGGGACUUUUGUCAGUCACUCUUUGAUGUGAGGCAAAGGACCAAUGAGACAGCGGACUCGAUCCUGAGGGUCAGCUUUGAGCUCAACAAUCAUUUAUACAGCGCUCAGGACAGCCGAACGCUCCCUGAAGCCUUCCGGGAGCGAACACUGGAUUUCUACAUCACCCUGUGUCACCGACUGAUGAAGCAACGCAACGACUUGGCCGAAGAAACCGACUCGUUGCUACGGGCAUGCUGGGCGCUGGCUGAGAUGCUCUUCAGCCUUCGGCAAAACCGAAGAGACGGAAAGGCCCCCGACGAAGAACUCCUUGGCUCAGCCGUCCAGGCUUGUUGGGAGCUGUGCGACAUAUUCCGUGAGGGCUGGACACAGGUUCGACCAGAUCGUGGUACACCGAGACCAAACCAGGUCAACUUUUUCGCGGCCAACCCAACUUUUGGCCUGCAAAUGAGCAGUCACCAAUCUGAAGUCGAGCGCUCCAAUGCCGGAAGCCGUGCCUCCCUACGCUCGAAACGGGAGAGUUUGCGGAGCCUGGGUGAACUUGAGCGACCUCGCGCACGACCCGUCGUACCCGAAACUCCAGUGACUGAAUUUGAAGAUACACCAAUCUCACCCGACGCCAGCCCACAGAUGCCCAACAUUCUUGUGCUUGGGACGUCGGACUCUCGCAGCGAUCGUGGGGGGCGUUGGUCGAGCAAUGCCUCGAACCUGUCUGGUUACAGCCAAAACACGUCCAGCACGGCCACCACAGCGACGACGAUAGAAGAUGUCAACAUCACCCGCAUCAAAGCCCUCGUCGUGAAGGCGGCACUCAACAUUGGUUUUGACCGCAGUGCACCGGGGGCAGAUGCGCCAUCCGCUCUACAAUCAUUCGUCAACGACCUCCCUCAGCACUCCUUUGGUGGGCUGCCCAACCAAGUCUCUUUGCUGCAGAAUUACAAGAAUCUCGUGUUAGCAGACGCGUCAUUCCGCUCUCCGGCUACAUUACCCGCCCGUGGGAAGCGGUUCAACGCUGUGGAAGUGGCCAAGAGCGUCGGGUGGAUGAUGAUCAGAUCAGGCCAGUAUAACUUUUUGAGGGAUCUAUACCGGCUUGUCUUCGGGUGUCAGCUAGAGGAUGCCGACACGAGGAAGAAUGUUUCCAUUGUGGUAUAAUGGGGGCAGCCCCCUCGUUGGUCAUACCGAGGACGGGGAGAUUGGGAUCCCGGUUACAAAACCAGGUCGCGGCCAGGUGUGUGUCGGCCGAAGAGGAUUUCGCUUGUGGCUGCGUCGCAUAAACAUCACUUUGUUCAGAAGAACCUCGGAUUCAAUACCCCUGAAUCGAGCGAAGCCGCCUUUUCAUCAACUCAACAGUCGAGGCGCUGUCAGUCUCUACCGCAGAGAACCAACCCCCAAUUUGCGUAAAUCUACCACCCUACCUACUACUACCAUUUAUUCAACUACAUAAUUCCUCGUUGUUUGUCAGAUACCCUUUGUUUUACGGCUUUUUUUAUUUUUAAUUUCAGCACCUUAGAAAAUCUUGAUGAACUGCCUACUUUUUACUUCUUUGCCUAUGUGUAUUUCCAUUGCAAGGCGCUCUGGGUCAGACACUUUGAGCACGGCGGGGUUUGGGAAGGAGGUGGAAAUGAGUGAUAUGAAAUUUUAGUUUUGCGACAAGAACAAAGAUGAACCUGUAAAAUUGAGUAAUAAGCCUGUGUGAGCGAACUUUUUCGUGUCGGAGUAUUCAACUGUCGGUAUUGAUAUCUGAAAGGAUGUGACAAAAUCUUCAAGUGCUGGGCGGU